AAGCAACGGGGGCGCGCUGAUGGCGCACCAGUCUACACCUAACAGCCCCACUGUGAGGUUACGUUGAACCGUGGUGCACAUUCCGUUCCUACCUCCUUUCUUCGCAGUCGUUAGCAUCAUCAAUAUCAAUCAAACGAACGAAACCGGUAGAACGGACUACGAACGAGCUUCAACAUGAGCUGUGCUAAUGGUUUGACCAGCAAAGACCUGCCAGAUAUAGAGAGUCUGCUUGCCCUGAACCCACGCGUCAAAACCAGUGGCAGCUUAGUUCCGACGGCCGUGACUAAGUCGUUAAAGAAGCACUGGAAGCGAAACGGGGACCGUUCCUGCGCAAGUUGCACACCGCUCCUGAAUGACUUUUCGGACAUCAAGCACACGACCCUCUCGGAACGGUCGGCUCUGCGCGAAGCGGCCCGAUGCCUCAAGUGUGCCGAUGCGCCAUGCCAAAAGUCUUGCCCGACGCAGCUAGACAUCAAGAGCUUCAUCACCAGCAUCGCCAACCGCAACUAUUAUGGUGCGGCGAAGGCCAUCUUCUCGGACAACCCGUUCGGCUUGACGUGCGGUAUGGUGUGCCCGACCAGCGACCUGUGCGUGGGUGGGUGCAAUCUAGCCGCCGUCGAGGAGGGCCCGAUCAACAUCGGCGGCCUCCAGCAGUUCGCUACCGACGUGUUCCGGCGCAUGAACCUGCGGCAGGUGGUCCCACCGAGUGCCCGUGCUCUGGCUCAGCCCAACAAACGGAUCGUCCUGCUGGGCGGUGGUCCCGCAUCGCUGUCGUGUGCCACCUUUCUGGGGCGGCUCGGUUACCGGAACAUUACGGUUUACGAGCGCCACCGGUACCUGGGGGGAUUGAGCGCUGCCGAGAUCCCGCAGUAUCGGCUGCCGAUGGAGGUGGUUAAUUUCGAGAACGACCUCGUGAAGGAUCUGGGUGUACGGAUUGAGCUAGGGCGCUCGCUCUCGGUGAACGAUCUUACCGUCCAGCGGCUGUUGCAGGACGGCGCGGACUGCCUAUUUCUUGGGAUCGGGCUGCCAGAGCCGAAGGUGGACGAGGUGUUUACCGGAUUGACCGCGGACCAAGGUUUUUACACUUCCAAGAGCUUCCUACCACUGGUCUCCGACGCCAGCAAGCCGGGUCUCUGUGCGUGCAAGUCCCAGCUGCCCACCCUGACCGGUAACGUGAUCGUGCUCGGUGCCGGCGAUACGGCAUUCGAUUGCGCCACGUCGGCGUUGCGAUGCGGUGCACGCCGAGUGUUUGUGGUCUUCCGCAAAGGCAACAACAACAUCCGAGCCGUGCCCGAGGAAGUGGACCUGGCGCGUGAAGAACGGUGCGAGUUCAUACCGUUCAUGACGCCAAAGCGGGUCAUUUUAAAGCAGGGCAAAGUAGCGGCCUUAGAGCUGUGUCGCACGGAGCAGGACGACGCUGGCGAUUGGAUCGUCGAUGAGGAGCAAGUGACGCGCCUGAAAGCAAAUCACAUAAUAUCCGCUUUCGGCUCGGGCCUGUACAACACAGACAGUGAGUGUGCUUUGGCGGGCCUGAGAAUGAACCGUCACGGUUUGCCGGAAGUUGACCCGAAAACACAGCAAACCUCCCUGCCGAACGUGUUUUGCGGUGGCGAUCUGGCCGGGACAGCCGAAACCACCGUGGAAUCGGUGAACGACGGCAAAACGGCGGCCUGGUACAUGCACUGUCUGAUGCAGGGCCUUCCCUUCGACGCACCGAUAGACCUUCCGCUGUUCCACACGGAGGUCGAUGAUGUCGACAUAUCGGUCGAGGUGUGUGGCAUACGUUUCGAGAACCCGUUCGGGCUGGCAUCCGCCCCCCCAACCACCAGCACCGCCAUGAUACGGCGUGCGUUCGAGCAGGGCUGGGGAUUUGCGGUCACGAAAACGUUCGCCCUCGACAAGGACAUGGUGACGAAUGUGAGCCCCCGCAUCGUGCGCGGUGUCACGGCCGGGCAGCAUUACGGGCCGCAGCAGGGAGCGUUUCUCAACAUCGAGCUAAUUUCGGAAAAAUGUGCCGACUACUGGCUGAGCGGGAUCCAGGAGCUGAAGCGCGACUUCCCGCGCAAGGUGCUAAUUGCGAGCAUCAUGUGCACGUACAACCAGCAAGACUGGGAAGAGCUGGCGUCGCGUGCUGAGGCCGCAGGAGCGGAUAUGCUCGAGCUCAAUCUGUCCUGUCCGCACGGUAUGGGCGAGUCCGGCAUGGGGCUCGCCUGCGGUCAAGAGCCGGAGCUGGUGUACAACAUAUCACUAUGGGUACGCAGUGCCGUCAAGAUACCGUUCUUCGUGAAACUGACACCCAACAUCACCGACAUCGUGGCGAUCGCGCAGGCCGCCAAGCGUGGCAAAGCUGACGGUGUCUCUGCCAUCAACACCGUCCAGGGGCUGAUGUCUGUCCGGGCAGACGGUACACCAUGGCCAUCCGUCGGGGUGCACAAGCGAACCACCUACGGCGGGGUGUCGGGCAAUGCGACUCGUCCGCAGGCGCUGCGUGCCGUUUCACUCAUCGCCAACAAGCUGCCUGGAUUUCCGAUCUGUGGUAUCGGUGGUAUCGACUCCGCCGACGUGGCCUUACAGUUCAUUCAGUGCGGUGCACCGAUACUGCAAAUUUGCUCGUCGGUGCAGAACCAAGAUUUCACCGUCAUCGAGGACUACAUUACGGGGCUGAAAGCGUUGCUCUACCUGAAGGCUCGAGCGCCUCCUGGUUCCGAUGGACCCUGGGAGGGGCAGUCACCACCAACUGCCAAGCUGCAAAAGGGUAAACCGGUGGUUCCGCUCCGUGGCCCGGACGGUCAGGUGGUGCUGCAUUUUGGCGAAUACAAAAAGCAGCGCGAAGCAGCGAUUGCCCGACAGCGACAGGAGCAUGGGCCCAUGUGGGAUCCAUGUGCCCAGAACGUUGCUGGCAGUGCCCACUCUAACCCUUCUAGCCUUGCCUCAGUUCCCAAGGUGCGGGAUGUGCUGGGAAUAUCUCUACCAAUGCUAGGUGACUACAAAAAGCUUGACAAUACCAAGCAGGUGGUGGCGCUCAUCGACGAUGAUCUUUGCAUUAACUGUGGCAAAUGUUACAUGACUUGCGCCGAUUCGGGCUACCAAGCAAUCAGUUUCGAUCCCGUGACGCAUAUACCGCACGUGACCGACGAUUGUACCGGUUGCAACCUGUGUCUUUCAGUCUGUCCCAUCAUCGAUUGCAUCAGUAUGGUCCCGAAGACGAUUCCACAUGUCAUAAAACGAGGCUUGCCGGGCGAUGGAACGAUUAAGAUUCAUGCACUGACUCCAUCACAAUAGCCACAGUUCAGAACAGUUUUAUAUAUUUGGCUUUCAAUAAAUUACUUUCCUUUGAAGUAAGUAGUCCAUGUUGACUCACAGGCGACUGAUAUAUUAUCGAUGUUUUCGGGAAUGCCGCGUUUGGUGCAUGUGCUUCAUAAUUUUUGCACUGCGGAAAAAUGCUUAUUAAAAGAGGUAGGGCAUAAACAACAAAAAUGGGAAAAUAAAUAAACCAGCUUUACAAUGUCC
Anopheles bellator is the source of this 3510-nucleotide messenger RNA. It is a transcript of the gene su(r), whose product is annotated as dihydropyrimidine dehydrogenase [NADP(+)]. The record is from RefSeq and is a predicted model, not a curated record. Gene Ontology annotation, cellular component: cytoplasm; cytosol. Lineage: Eukaryota; Metazoa; Arthropoda; Insecta; Diptera; Culicidae. Gene Ontology annotation, molecular function: dihydropyrimidine dehydrogenase (NADP+) activity; uracil binding; NADP binding. Gene Ontology annotation, biological process: thymine catabolic process; uracil catabolic process.